Messenger RNA from Marasmius oreades (fairy-ring Marasmius), 930 nucleotides. RefSeq lists its product as uncharacterized. The coding region runs from base 1 to 930 and encodes 309 amino acids. Lineage: Eukaryota; Fungi; Basidiomycota; Agaricomycetes; Agaricales; Marasmiaceae. The record is from RefSeq and is a predicted model, not a curated record. The transcript has 2 exons.
AUGUCUCGUAAUCUUCACAACCUGAACAUCAGUAGUAACCCCAAUGCUACCGCCAACAACCUACCACCUCUUCAUUCGUUACAUCUCCCUCACUCCAACAGACCCAGAGAACCACCAAUUCAAACCUACCAACCAACCAACCCACCAUAUCUCGCGUUUCCUCAACCUCAUCACCCUACAUCCAAUACCACCUUCCCUCACCCAAUUCCCCACUCUGUACACCACCCACAUACCAACAGCCACUUCGAACCCUUUCGCCCUUCACACCCACUACCUGCACCUCACCAGAGACUCUUCAGCAACGACGAAGCCGUAAACGCUUUCAUUGCCAAUAAAGUCAACAGAGCAUCAAGCAUUCCCGACAUAAUACCAGGCUACAAAGGCAAGGGUUUCCUCGCAGCCCCACCCAAGCGGAUUGAUGCAGCCAUCAGCCGUCUCGAUUACAUCCCCUACCCAGCGGUGAUCAAAGGCCAAAACGUACCUGGCUUGCACUCAGCUGACGACGCCCUGGUACUCUCAGAGGGAGGUAACCUGAUUCAAAAAGGGCUAGAUGCUGCAGGGGAUGACUACAUCUCUGAACAUGACUGGACGCGGGCAGCAGAGAUUGUGGAAGCAUGCAUGCGCAUCCUUUGGGACCUCACCCGUUCUGAAGCGCUCAACAGUCACCAUCGUAUCGUCCGACAGAUGUCCGGCGAACUGGGUUGGGACGUUGCGCGUCGCUACGACAAGGAAGUUCGUAAAGCUUAUGCCAUAGAGAAGUCCAUUGACAUCUCGGAAUGGCUCGGCCAGUACGCCAACAAGGCAAUUUUAAUCCAAGCCUCCAAACGAGCAGCCGCACUUGACUGGGAAGCUCCCCCUCCAACAAAACGUUCCUGUGAUAGUGAUGCACCCUUCCGCGAUGAGGAACCACCAUUCCGGGGUUGGGCUUAG